GCAGAAAUCGAGAAGGCACUGAAACCAUUGGAAGACAAACUUUGGAAAUUUCAAAAUAUGGAGAGCACCUGCCAAAGUAUGGCAGAGCACAUCAAAAGACAGGCCGAAAAAGCAGAGCCUUUGAUCAAGAAGGGGUUUGAGAAACUCCGGUCGUUUCUGGAAGAAGAAGAAAAGAAACUUUUAAAUAACCUGAAGAAGGAGGAGGAAAAGAAAACCAAGCUGGUGGAGGAGAAGAAGGACAGCAUGGGCAAGAAAAUCAAAUCUCUCUCGAGCAAAAUCAAGACCAUCAAGAAAGAGAUGGAAGAGAUGGAGCCAAUCACCUUCCUCAGAGAAUUUGAAGAUGUCCUGAAAAGAGCUCUGGGCGACACUGAGGAGGAGGCUGAAGACCUUUCUGGAUGCCUGAUUGACAUGCCAAAGCACGUGGGCAACCUAACCUUUGAGAUCUGGCGUAGCAUGAGGAACAUCUGCCCGUAUAGUCCAGUGCUGUUGAACCCCAACACUUCCUGUAGCUUAACGGUACUGUCUGAUGACCUGACGACUGUGGAGAACACUUACGGGAGACUGAAUCUUCCAAGCAACCCUGAGCGGAUCAGCUGCGUCCUGGGCUCUGAGCCCGUCAUAGACUACCACUACGUCUGGGAGGUGCAGGUCAAUGCGCACAAAUACUGGGACAUCGGCGUCAUCAAGGCGAAGAAAGUGGAAGGAGCCAACCUCUGGAGCAGGGUGACGUGUCUUCGCUCUCGCAGCGAGCAGUUUUCCUCCACGGCGCGUCACUCCAUAGAGGUUGCGGGAACGUCCACUCCCCUGACGCUGGACGAGCCCCCAGAGACCGUCCGAGUGGAACUGGACCAGGAGGAGGGAACGCUGUCUUUUUACGACGGCAAGAGCAAGCUGCUGCAUGCUCUAGAACAUGAUUUCACUGAGGACGUAUUACCCUUUUUUGAUUCCUACCACCAGAAGGAGCCGGUGAAGUUCCUUCCCAUCGACCCGUGGAUUUCACUGGACCCGUGUGCAUACAUGUUAAUGGUCUAGGGUGCGCUGAACUACAGGCGUUGGACAAAAUAACUGAGGCAUUUUAGUGUGGGAUGUUUCAUGGGAAGUUUCAAGAUUCAAGUGGACCAGAGAGUUAAUCCUGUUGGAUGUGGUUCGUCCUUCUUGGUGGUAUGCAAACAUUACCUUGGAUACUGUUGCUCUUGAUUAGGGAUGCAAACGAUUAAUUGAUUAAUCGACUUUAAUCGAGCAAUGUGUUAAUUGAUUAAAAACCAUUAAUUGCCAAUUCAACUGACAAAGAGACCCAGGUUAAAUGGGCAUGUGAAGAGUGUGUGUGAGGAGGGGUGUGAAUAGUGGGAAUAUUUAAAUCACCUUUGGAUUAAAGAAUUGAGAUAGAAUUCAUUUAAAUGUAGUAUUUUAUCUCACUUUUUAAUUAAAAUUUUUAGAUUUUGUAGUUUUCUUUUUUAAGAAACAUUGAGAUUUCGGGGGAAAACGCCGCUUAUCAAUUAACCGUAAGUCGAUCGAUAAGGCAAUCAACUAAUGAUUAAUGAAUUAAUCGAUAAUUUGCAUCCCUACUCUUGAUACAUCACAAAGACUCGCUGUCUCAGUCAAAGAUGCAACAGUUACACUCUCACCAAGAAUUUCUCCUUUUUGAACUCUGAUAGGUCAAUCAUAAUGUUGUGUGCAUUGCAAAAUUUUGAGGAAAAACUGUGCUCUUAUCCUGCUAAUUGAACCCUCACACUUCACUUUACUGGUGCAAUGUGCAAUUAAUGAAGAUUGGCCAACAGGCUGGUCCACCUGAGCCAUGAAACUUCCCACACUAAAAUGACAAGUGUCUCAGAUAUUUUGUCAAACCCCUGUAUGUCUACAGGAAUUUAGACUACAACGAGAUGAGUAGCCUACACCUUUUGUUGUUAUGACUAUUCGUUUGUCUUUGGCCUGGAAGCAGCUUUAUACGGGUGCCACACGUGCCACAUUUUUCAGGAAGGUGAUUAUGAUGUGUUAUGAAAGUUCCAACAUGUAUGAAACGUUAGACGCAAAACUGAAGAAAAUCCAAGGCACUCUCCUUUUGAAAAAGUUAAACCGCCUUUAUUGUGAUGGCUUUGUCAUGUUAGGCAUUUAACAGACUCCCUGAAGAAGACAUGUCUGCCGAAACGCG
This is a messenger RNA of Engraulis encrasicolus (European anchovy), 2149 nucleotides long. RefSeq names its product E3 ubiquitin-protein ligase TRIM35-like. Gene Ontology annotation, biological process: protein ubiquitination. Gene Ontology annotation, molecular function: ubiquitin protein ligase activity; protein binding. NCBI's taxonomy places the organism in Eukaryota, Metazoa, Chordata, Actinopteri, Clupeiformes, Engraulidae. The record is from RefSeq and is a predicted model, not a curated record. Gene Ontology annotation, cellular component: cytoplasm. Bases 58 to 1032 code for a protein of 324 amino acids. The transcript has 6 exons.